This is a messenger RNA of Exophiala viscosa, 1859 nucleotides long. RefSeq lists its product as uncharacterized. The record is from RefSeq and is a predicted model, not a curated record. Gene Ontology annotation, cellular component: intracellular anatomical structure. Gene Ontology annotation, molecular function: FMN binding; NADPH dehydrogenase activity; NADP binding. Bases 495 to 1820 code for a protein of 441 amino acids. The transcript has 5 exons. NCBI's taxonomy places the organism in Eukaryota, Fungi, Ascomycota, Eurotiomycetes, Chaetothyriales, Herpotrichiellaceae.
AAAGCUACAAGUCCCUGAUUUACUCGACGUCCAUACUUCCAUUGUCACUCGUCCACUAACUUAUUCACCGACCUCGGAUAAGGCUACGCUAAACCAUAUUGAGUGUUAUCAUUCCGACGACAGACGAGACAUUAUCUUUGAAAGUGUCUUGGCCAUAAUUAAUCAUGACCUUGAUGCUGACCUAAGAUGACCCCAUCUCUCACCAAGUGACGUUGAUCAAAAGUUUACACUUGGGGUAGAAUAAAGGAGAAGUGCGCUAGUGCUAUCAGAUGUUGCUGUCAUUGCCCAAAAAUGGGGGCAUUCGAGCUUCGGGCCACAGGCUAUGAUCCCCGCGGCACAUACUAAGUCAGCCUGAGUUGCAUGUACGUUGAGCCUUUGAAAGGACCUUUGCCUAUUCUUUUCCACUGGACACUCGAAGAACAAUCGGCCUUGCUCCGCGGCCGCCAGAGGUCUGUUAUCGCAUUUUCCAACGGACACCCGACCGAUCGGCCAAAAUGGGUUCUAUCGACGUCGGCGAAUAUACGGAUUUCAGAAGUGUCUCCGUUCGAGGCGUACCAUUCUUCACGCCAGAGCAAAGAGUCCCUGUGGGCACUGCUAUCUUGAAACCUGAACAAGGUAUCACCGAGGACACAAUCAGCCCAGCGUUCAAGCCCAUUACGAUUCGCAGCCUGACGUUUCAGAACCGUAUAUGGGUUGCCCCAAUGUGCAUGUAUAGUUGUGAGGAUGGAAUGUUCAGCGAUUUCCAUGUCGCACAUUAUGGGCAAUGGGCGAUGCGCGGAGCUGCUUUGAUAACGAUCGAGGCGACUGCCGUGACUGAAAGAGGGAAGAAUACUCCUCAAGACGCAGGACUCUGGAAGGACGAACAGAUCGAACCACUAAGGAGAAUCGUCAAUCUGAUACAUUCUCAAUCACAGAAGGUCGGGAUUCAGCUACAGCAUGCCGGUCGAAAAAGUGGCAUCUGCCCCCCUUGGCUAGGCUUGAAACUCGUGCCAGAUGAAUUUGGGGGUAACCCGGCGAGUGUCCAGGGACCUACUGCCGAACCUUGGAAUGAAAACUACGCUACGCCGGCAGCGAUGACUGAAGAGGAGAUUCUGGAGACUAUCGAAGCAUAUGGUGCGGCUGCAAAACGUGCCAUCCAGGCUGGUGUCGAUACGAUCGCUGUCCACGGCGCGCAUGGAUACCUGAUUCACUCUUUCGCCUCUCCUGCUACAAACAAGAGGAUCGACAAGUGGGGUGGCAGUUUUGAGAACCGCACUCGUUUUGGCAUCGAGGUCGUUCGUGCUAUCCGAAAGAACAUUCCCGCCACUACUCCUUUAUUCUGGAAGAUCUCCGCAGUGGAUUGGUUGCCCAAGGGCGAAGGUUGGGAGCUCGAAGGUACUCUCAGAUAUGCCCCUAUGCUGGCAAAGGAAGGGGUAGACAUGCUUGAUGUCUCCAGUGGCGGCACCGAUCGAAGACAGCAAGUCCAGCUUGGUCAGCAAUAUCAAGUGCCCUUCGCCACGGCUGUAAGAAACCUCAAGAUUCCGGACUUCUACAUCGGCGCGGUCGGCUGGAUCAGGGACGGAGUUACUGUGCAUGAUAUUCUUAGCAAUGGCAAAGCCGAUGUCGUUCAGGUUGCACGAGAAUUCCUGCGAGAUCCCAAUUUCGUGCAAAAGGUUGCAGUCGCCACAGGGACCGAAGUGAGCUGGAUCGAUCAAUACCACAGAGCUCCCAUGACUGGGAAAUAUGUCGAAUCCACUACUACCAUUAUGACGGAUGAAAAAGCAUCCGACGACGUUACGAGGACUCACGAGAGUCAGAAAGCCAACAAGAUUAUUGCUUAGAGACUGACAGGGAUCUGUGAAUCUGUCCUCAAGGAUUUU